AGUAGAAAACGAAACUUAAGCGUUGGCUUGAUAAACGCUGUUCUCAGGGCGUGAGCGCACAUUGACCGAUUCAACUGAGCGUCAACAGCGGAGGAGAGAGAAAAGGACUGGACUAAGUUUCCAAACAGCCGACAUCAUGAAAACAACCAUGAGGCGACACUGGGUUUUCAUACAUCUUCUAUGUUUCCUGGUUGGAGGUUUAGUUGACUCCUCUUCCCUGUCCUCCGCCAAACACUUCCUGUCCGUCACCUCCACGGUGGGGAACCAGGUGGUCCUUCCCUGCAGCUGGAAGUCUCACCUGGGGGAGGAGGUCCCAUCCGCCUGCCAUGUCCAGUGGACCACCCUGGCCGACACGGUGUUCGAGCAGUGGGGGGCACAGAAGUGGCAGGCGGAGACGUUCAGGGGCCGGGCGGAGGUUCCAGAGGAGAAGCUCGGGGCCGGGGACUGUUCGCUGAUCAUCAGCGACGUUCAGAUCGGAGACACGGGGAGAUACGAGAGCUUCAUGGUGGUGGACGGAGCGAGGUCCAAGAAAACCAGGGUCUUCAUUCAGAGUGUCAAGCUGUCUGUGUUCGACCACAAAACCCGUCAGUCUCUGGGUCCAGGUGAAGACCUGGUUCUGAAUCUCCACACCAAUCACUCUGUGAGAGUGGUCUUCCUCGGCAGUAACAGCUCAGAGUGGUCGCUCGUGUGGAUGCGGGGGGAUGAAAACACUGAGCGGCUGGAGAAACAUCCGCUGAAGGAGCAGCUGACCAUAAAGAACUUAAAGAGCUCUGACGGAGGAACGUACAAAGUUCUGGAUGAGCAGGGCCUCGCUGUCAGCACCGUGCUGCUCUCUGUGGAAGAGGGAUCCACAGCUCUCCACCGGGUUAUGGAUAAGGAAACAGUAGCAGGUGACGCUGCCAAAAGCAGCUGCUCAGCUCUUCUCAUCUUGUCUGUACUUGUCACGAGUUUCCAAAUUCCUCAUCUGCUCUGAAACAAUCUGCCCUGAGCAGUUCACUGACACAUGAAGCUGGUUAUCGUGAUAAUUUAUUAUCACGGUCUCUGAAUGUAAAUCUAGUCUGAACCAUGUUUGAAAGGAGCCAGGUAAGCUCUGUGACUUCACCACAGUUAUAUACACCUUCUCUAUUCUUCACCACGUUUGUACUAUACUAUUAUAUACAUACAGAUUGAAAACUACUUUGGUAUGUGGUUUCUCUGAGGACUGGUGCUUCUCUCAGACCUCACAGCAUUAUAAACCGAGCCUCGGGAUCCCAGAACUGAGGCCAGUAAAAGAUUUCUGUUCAGUUCCAAUGUGUAUGUGUAUAUAUAUAUAUAUAACUUUUUAUUUUUACACUCUCAGAAACAUCUGUGAUAAUAUAAAAUAUUAAUAUCUUUUAAACUUUUAUUCCUAGCAUUAACAAACUCUGUAGGAUGGAAGCUUGUAGAUUUGGAGAAAAUGAGACUGAUACUGAAAGUGUCAUGGACACGUACAGUUUGGGGAAUUUCAAGAUAUAAAUGCCCAAACAUGACUUGACAGAUAAAAUGUUUUUGAGGUGAUAGAAAUGAAAUAAUAUCAAGGGCUGAAAAAAACAUGAAAACAGGAUUUGAACAAAAAUAUUUUCCAGGCCUUGGUUUUGUGGUUUUGGGAUCCGCUCAUUAAAGAACUGUGACCAAGAUGAGACGGUGCUGCAGCAGCCUGAUCUGAUCUGAUACACAGUGACUCUAAUGAGCAUAUCUCACUACGUUUGAACAAAUGAUCAGUUUAGUAGGAAAAUAAUCUUCAGAUUAAUCAGAUAGAGUGAAACGUCUUUCUGUUUCUAAAUCCUCUCAUUCAGUUUAUACAAUCUAGAUCUGUCACUACAGCUUCCAGAUGAAUGUAAAUAAUGUAAUGUAGCAUCAAAGACUAAUUGAUCAAUCAGCACAUGAAUCAAUAAUAAUCACUAGUUGCAGGUCCAGUGUGAAAGAAAUGAACUCAGUCUAUGAAGUGACUGAAUGAUUGAGGACAUGGAAAUUAUUAUUAUCAUCAUCAUUGUUGUUACUAUCAGAAGUUACAUAAGAUGUUUUGUAGUUAAUGGAUGUUUUGUGAAUAGUGGACUUGCUGUGAUUGUGUUAGUUGUGUUAGUGUGUGUGAUAUUCACAGUACUAAGAACUCAUCCAUAGACUCAGCAGCUCCUGUAUUCAUACUGACUUUUUUUGAAUAACUGUUCAAAAGAUUGAACCUAACAUUUAAUAAAGAGAUGAAACAAUAAAACAAA
Lates calcarifer (barramundi perch) is the source of this 2234-nucleotide messenger RNA. RefSeq names its product galectin 17 (gene igldcp). NCBI's taxonomy places the organism in Eukaryota, Metazoa, Chordata, Actinopteri, Centropomidae. Bases 137 to 973 code for a protein of 278 amino acids. The transcript has 7 exons. Gene Ontology annotation, biological process: cellular response to lipopolysaccharide; positive regulation of T cell proliferation; negative regulation of T cell proliferation. The record is from RefSeq and is a predicted model, not a curated record. Gene Ontology annotation, cellular component: external side of plasma membrane.